Messenger RNA from Leptidea sinapis, 4209 nucleotides. It is a transcript of the gene Sf3b1, whose product is annotated as splicing factor 3B subunit 1. Gene Ontology annotation, molecular function: mRNA binding. Gene Ontology annotation, biological process: spliceosomal complex assembly. The transcript has 21 exons. Gene Ontology annotation, cellular component: U2 snRNP; U12-type spliceosomal complex; catalytic step 2 spliceosome. The record is from RefSeq and is a predicted model, not a curated record. Lineage: Eukaryota; Metazoa; Arthropoda; Insecta; Lepidoptera; Pieridae. Bases 129 to 4142 code for a protein of 1337 amino acids.
UGUGAUUUUGUGGUUGUGGUUAUUGCGGAUACGUGAGAUUUAUUUUGGUGUUUAACUGAAUAGAUUGAAGAAAGAAGUUAAUUAAUAUAAGACCGAAGAAAACAAAUAUAUUAAAUGUGUGUUUCAUAAUGGAUAAAAUACCUAGAACCCACGAAGCAAUUGAAGCUCAGAUACGUGAAAUACAGUCAAAGAAAAAUGAGCUGCCAGAGAAUGGUUCAGCAAAAGGUGUAUCCUUAGCUGAUACUUAUUAUGAUGCUGACAUAUAUGAUAGCUCUGGCCAGACUGGGAAAUCUAGAUAUGAUGGAUAUGUGACUUCUAUAGCUGCCAAUGAUGAAAAUGAGGAUGAAGAUAUAGAAAAUGUCCCUGUUACACAAAAGAGGCCAGGCUAUACAGCCCCAGCAUCAAUUCUAAAUGACAUAGCACAGAGUGACAAAGACUAUGACCCAUUUGCUGAUAAAAGACGCCCAACAAUUGCAGAUAGAGAAGAUGAAUACCGUCAGAAGAGGCGUAGGAUGAUUAUAUCUCCUGAAAGAAUUGAUCCUUUUGCAGAAGGUGGAAAAACCCCUGAUAUUGGUUCAAGAACAUACACAGAAAUUAUGAAAGAGCAAUACCUUAGGGCUGAAGAAACGGAGUUACGAAAAAAACUAUUGGAAAGAGCUCAAGAGGGAACAUUGAAACCCGUUUCUCAUGCCAAUGGUGAUGCUACUAAAGCAGCUACUAAACGUAGAGGCAGGUGGGAUCAAAGUUCUGAAGAGACACCUACAGUGAAGAAAGUUGUAUCAGCUACACCAAGCUCCCAGGCUACGCCAUCCUGGGAAAAUGAGAGAGGUGCUUGGGAAGAAACUCCAAGUGCAAUGGGUAGAGGUGGAGAGACACCCGGCGCUACUCCCUCAGCUCGUGUGUGGGACGCCACUCCUGGACAUGCGACCCCAGGCCAUGCAACACCUGGACGUGAAACACCAGCUCAGCAGGCCUCCAGGCGUAAUCGCUGGGAUGAGACACCUAAAACUGACAGAGAAACACCGGGCCACAACAGUGGAUGGGCUGAAACGCCGCGUACUGAUCGCGGAGCUGGUGUGGAGGGGAUCCAAGAAACGCCGACCCCUGCUACGAAACGUCGUUCCCGCUGGGACGAAACACCGGGCGCUACGCCCAUUGCGGCUACUCCCACACCUUCUCAUGCUACGCCAUCACAUGCCACCCCGACCCAUGCGACACCUGUGCAUGCCACUCCGACACCUCAUACACCCAUGUUUACACCUGGUGGCUCAACCCCAGUUGGAGUGAAAGCGAUGGCAAUGGCCACACCAACCCCUGGACACAUUGCAGCCAUGACUCCAGAGCAAUUGCAAGCUUACCGCUGGGAAAAAGAAAUAGAUGAACGUAAUAGACCGUACACUGACGAAGAACUCGAUUCCAUGUUCCCACCCGGGUACAAGGUUUUGCCCCCACCUGCUGGUUACGUGCCCAUACGGACUCCGGCCCGUAAGCUGACCGCUACGCCCACGCCGUUGGCUGGUACCCCAAUCGGAUUUUUCAUGCAGACGGAGGAAGCCGGUGGCUCGGCUGCUGCCGCCGCCAGGCUUCUAGAUCCGCAGCCCAAGGGGUCCCAGCAGCUGCCCUUCAUGAAGCCCGAGGACGCGCAGUACUUCGACAAGCUGCUCAUUGACGUCGACGAAGACUCUCUGUCGCCGGAGGAACUCAAAGAGAGAAAAAUUAUGAAACUUCUUCUCAAAAUUAAGAAUGGUACACCACCCAUGUGUAAAGCGGCGUUGCGUCAGAUAACAGACAAGGCGCGAGAGUUUGGUGCAGGCCCACUCUUCAAUCAGAUACUGCCGCUGCUCAUGAGUCCCACCCUCGAGGACCAGGAACGUCACUUGCUUGUCAAAGUCAUUGAUAGAAUAUUGUACAAACUGGACGAUUUGGUGCGCCCCUAUGUACACAAGAUUCUUGUUGUAAUUGAGCCCUUGUUGAUCGACGAAGACUACUACGCGCGUGUUGAGGGUCGAGAAAUUAUCUCGAACCUAGCGAAGGCUGCCGGCCUGGCGACCAUGAUCUCCACGAUGAGACCAGACAUUGACAACAUUGAUGAAUACGUGCGAAACACAACCGCCAGGGCUUUCGCAGUAGUCGCUUCUGCUUUGGGUAUACCAUCCCUUCUACCAUUCUUAAAGGCUGUGUGUAGAUCAAAGAAGUCAUGGCAAGCGAGACACACUGGUAUCAAGAUUGUCCAACAGAUCGCCAUUCUAAUGGGGUGUGCCAUAUUACCCCACCUCAAGUCACUUGUGGAGAUCAUUGAGCAUGGGUUGGUUGAUGAACAACAAAAGGUCAGAACAAUUACGGCCUUAGCUAGUGCUGCAUUAGCCGAAGCAGCAACACCUUAUGGUAUCGAGUCCUUCGACUCUGUACUGAAACCAUUGUGGAAGGGUAUAAGAACCCACCGUGGUAAGGGUCUGGCAGCCUUCCUGAAGGCCAUCGGUUAUCUCAUUCCUCUUAUGGACGCCGAGUACGCUAAUUAUUAUACCCGUGAAGUAAUGUUGAUUCUGAUCAGAGAGUUUCAGUCUCCUGAUGAAGAAAUGAAGAAGAUUGUCCUCAAGGUAGUGAAACAGUGUUGUGGCACGGACGGUGUGGAGCCUCAAUAUAUAAUGGAUGAAAUAUUACCACAUUUCUUCAAACACUUCUGGAACCAUCGGAUGGCACUUGAUCGUCGAAAUUAUCGACAACUGGUCGACACUACUGUGGAGAUAGCGAAUAAAGUUGGUGCUUCGGAAAUUAUUAACAGGAUAGUGGACGAUCUCAAAGAUGACAAUGAACAGUACAGAAAAAUGGUGAUGGAGUCUAUUGAAAAGAUUCUGGCAAAUUUGGGCGCUGCUGAUAUUGACUCCAAACUUGAAGAAGCACUCAUUGACGGCAUACUUUACGCGUUCCAGGAACAAACGACUGAGGAUGUCGUUAUGCUAAAUGGUUUUGGCACUAUAGUGAAUCAGUUGGGGAAACGUGUAAAACCAUACUUGCCCCAGAUCUGUGGUAUAAUUCUGUGGAGGAUGAACAACAAAUCCGCCAAGGUCCGCCAACAGGCAGCUGACCUCAUCUCCAGGAUUGCAGUUGUCAUGAAGACAUGUCAGGAGGAGAAGCUAAUGGGUCACCUUGGUGUUGUGUUGUAUGAGUACCUCGGGGAGGAGUACCCGGAGGUGUUGGGUUCAAUUCUCGGAGCCCUGAAAGCUAUUGUCAAUGUUAUAGGUAUGACUAAAAUGACCCCGCCCAUUAAGGACCUGUUACCAAGGUUGACACCCAUUUUGAAGAACAGACAUGAGAAAGUGCAAGAGAACUGUAUCGAUUUAGUCGGGCGUAUUGCAGACAGAGGCCCAGAGUUUGUGUCGGCGAGGGAAUGGAUGAGGAUAUGCUUCGAGUUGCUGGAGCUGUUGAAGGCCCACAAGAAAGCGAUCCGAAGAGCGACCGUCAACACCUUCGGUUAUAUCGCCAAGGCCAUCGGUCCUCACGAUGUGCUCGCCACCCUACUUAACAAUCUGAAGGUCCAGGAACGGCAGAACAGAGUGUGCACCACAGUCGCCAUUGCCAUCGUGGCUGAGACGUGUUCGCCAUUCACGGUGCUUCCCGCGCUCAUGAACGAGUACCGCGUGCCCGAGCUCAACGUGCAGAACGGAGUGCUCAAGUCUCUGUCCUUCCUGUUCGAGUACAUCGGGGAGAUGGGCAAGGAUUACAUUUACGCCGUUUGCCCUCUGCUGGAAGACGCGUUGAUGGACAGAGAUCUGGUCCACCGGCAGACGGCGUGCGCGGCCAUCAAGCACAUGGCACUAGGCGUGUACGGUUUCGGGUGCGAAGACGCUCUCAUACACCUGCUGAACCACGUGUGGCCCAACAUAUUCGAGACGUCCCCGCAUCUCGUACAGGCGUUCAUGGACGCCGUCGAGGGCAUGCGGGUCGCGCUUGGCCCGGUCAAAAUACUGCAAUACGCGUUACAGGGAUUGUUCCACCCCGCUCGGAAAGUCCGGGAUGUUUAUUGGAAGAUCUACAACACGCUGUACAUCGGAGGACAGGACGCGCUCGUGGCGGGAUAUCCCCGGAUACAGAAUGAACCAAAUAAUCACUUUAUUCGAUACGAACUGGAUUAUAUGUUGUAAGGUUUCAUUUUCUAGGUAAGAAUGUAGACAUUUUGAUUUAAUUGCAAUAAAAAUUAACCAAACACAA